Molecule: messenger RNA, 1012 nt
Organism: Cuculus canorus (common cuckoo)
Lineage: Eukaryota; Metazoa; Chordata; Aves; Cuculiformes; Cuculidae
Gene: VPS37D
Product: VPS37D subunit of ESCRT-I
Exons: 4
Coding region: 56-916 (286 amino acids)
Biological process (GO): ubiquitin-dependent protein catabolic process via the multivesicular body sorting pathway; protein targeting to membrane; protein targeting to vacuole
Cellular component (GO): ESCRT I complex
Source: RefSeq, a predicted model, not a curated record
UCCCGGCGGCGGGGGGGACUCGGGGGGGGGUCCGGUCUCCGCUCCCUCCCGUCUCAUGUCCCGCUUGGGGGCUCCGCCCGGCUCCCCGCGGCGCUUCGGGGCGCUGAGCACGGCGCAGCUCCGGGCGCUGCUGCAGGACGAGCGGCGGCUGCAGCGAGCUGCGCGCCUCUGCAGGAAGUUUCAGAGUCUGCAGCUGGAGCGGGAGAUGUGUUUGGCUUCCAACUGCACCCAGGCCAGGGUGAACCUGUCCCUGCGCCCGCGGCUGGAGGACGGGAAGGCUUCCCUAGCCAUCAAGUACCAGGAGCUGCAGGAGAUACGAGAGGCGUGUUGGGACAAGCAGCAGCGUCUGGAGGCAUACCUGGAGAAGUGGAGCCCGCAGAAAGCCCUGGACCAGCUCCAAGCAAAGCUUGAUGCCUCUGAGGCAGAGUCAGAGGCACAGGUAGAGCAGUUCCUGGCCCAGGACCUGCCCCUUGAUUCCUUCUUGGAGUCCUUCUGCCAGAGCCGCACACAAUCCCACAUCUGCCGGACGCAGCUGGAGAAACUGCAGGAGCUGCUGCAGAAGGAGCAGGUGGGCAGGGACCCUGCGGCCCCCACGGGGCGCCCAGGUGCCCUGGCACCAGCCCGCCUUCCCCCACUGCGGUGUGGAGUAGCCCCUAAAGCUUUUGAUCUGUCUUAUGGCUUUGUGCCUGCCUUUCUUAUCCCUUCGGAGGCUGUUGUGCCCUUUGCCAUGCCAACUGCCCCUCCCAAGCAUCAUCUCCCAGCCCUAGGACACCAAGCAGCAGCUCCCUGCUCCAAAAUCCCCAGCCCGGGCUCACCCCUGCGCCUCCUCGGACACAUCCCCCUGCUCAGCCCCCAGCGCUCCUGCAAGCAGCAGCAGCACCAGCAACGCCAGAAGCAGGAGCCUCCGCACCGGUAGCGGGGCAGGGAGAGGGGAUGUCCCUUCUCCUGGCUCUGUGCCUCCAUGGGGACUGUGCAGGAACCCCCUGGCUGGGGGGCAUGGGGGGCAGGGGGU